GUGCAUCCACUGUGGAGUUGUCUUCACAACCCUUGCCAUGCUGAAAAUGCACAUCCAGGAGAAACACUGCGAAGUCUUCCACAAGUGUUCUUUUUGCCCUAUGGCCUUCAAGUCGGCCGAGAGCACCACAGCUCACAUGACCAGCCAGCACCCAGCAGAGCCUCACAAGCCUACUCAGCUGAUCUACAAAUGCUCUUGCGAGACGGUCUUCAACAAGAAGAGGCUGCUCCAAGAGCACUUCCAGCAGAACACCAAGAAAUUGCUGGUGGGGGUGUUUAAGUGCCCCCAGUGUCAGCUGGUGUACAUGCAGAAACAGCAGUUAAUGCAGCACGUUAAGGGUGUGCAUGGAAUCCCCCAAAACCCCGAGGAGCACUCAAAUUUCCGACAGAAGUCUGAGAAGGCGUCGAGGAACCAAGUUCAUGCUGCACCGAAGGAGCUGUCGGUAUCCAACGGGACUUCCCACUCCUCUCUGUCGAGGAAGGACAUGAGGGUGGAAAGACACAACCCGGAAUCCAAGUCCAGACUGAGAAGAAGUGGUUGGACUUGCAAGGAAUGUUCGCAGUGGAUCCCCGAUCGGGAAACCUUUGUGUCCCACAUGAAGAGAAAUCACGGAAGGUCAAUGAAGAGAUAUCCCUGUCGACAGUGUGAGCGCUCCUUUAACGCCUCCAACAGCCUGCGCAGACACAUCCGCAAUAAUCACGACACAGCAAAGAAAGUUUAUACUUGCUGGUACUGCACGGAUGAAUAUCAGACAUUUCCUCAGCCCUUCAUGCUGGAGAAUCACAUCAGCCUCAUGCACGGCAUCAAAAACCCUGACUUAUCCCAGAUGGCCAAAGCGAAAGCUCCAGAGAGAGACACGGCAGAAGCAAAAUCUCCAAAGAGGAUGGCAACGGAUGAGCUGGGUUGGGUGGAGACCACCACGUGUCCAGACGCGCCGCCGGCCAAAAAACUGAAAGCGCACUGGAAAUGCGCGAAAUGCAGCUUUGCGACGGACAUCAGCAGCGAGUUUCAGGAGCACAUACCUCGGCACAAGACAGACAGCUCCACCUACCAGUGCUCGUUCUGCGGCUUGUGCUACACCUCGUCCAUCUCACUGAACAGACACCUCUUCAUCGUUCAUAAAGUAAAAGACGAGGAGGACGAGGAAGAGGAGGAGGAGGAGGAGGAGGAAGAUGAAAGGCCGAAGCUGCGACGGGGGACAAAUGAGAACGGACACGAGGGGUAUAAUGGCGAGAUGAACACUACAGUGGGAGAAGAGAACCCCAAAUGCAAUGAGUGCAAAAGUGACUCGGCUCUUUGUGAACACAUUCAGACGUGUGGCAUGGAGGGUCCCUCGCAGAACAAUCAUUCGAAGUCUCUUAAGACUUAA
Apaloderma vittatum (bar-tailed trogon) is the source of this 1369-nucleotide messenger RNA. Its product is annotated as zinc finger protein 592-like. NCBI's taxonomy places the organism in Eukaryota, Metazoa, Chordata, Aves, Trogoniformes, Trogonidae. The transcript is spliced from 6 exons. The record is from RefSeq and is a predicted model, not a curated record. The annotation marks the transcript as partial.